AUGUUAGCGGUGGGGGCGAUGGAGGGCACCCGGCAGAGCGCUUUCCUGCUCAGCAGCCCGCCCCUGGCCGCCCUCCACAGCAUGGCCGAAAUGAAGACCCCGCUCUACCCCGCUGCGUACCCCCCGCUGCCCGCCGGUCCCCCCUCCUCUUCCUCCUCGUCCUCCUCGUCGUCGCCCUCACCGCCUUUGGGCACCCACAACCCAGGCGGCCUGAAGCCCCCGGCCGCGGGGGGGCUCUCUUCCCUCGGCAGCCCCCCGCAGCAGCUCUCGGCCGCCACCCCACACGGCAUCAACGACAUCCUGAGCCGGCCCUCUAUGCCCGUGGGCUCAGGGGCAGCCUUGCCCUCCGCCUCGCCCUCGGGUUCCUCCUCCUCUUCUUCCUCGUCCACCUCCGCUUCUUCGGCUUCCGCCGCUGCGGCCGCGGCUGCAGCCGCUGCGGCCGCCGCCUCGUCCCCAGCGGGGCUGCUGGCGGGCCUGCCCCGCUUCAGCAGCCUGAGCCCGCCGCCGCCUCCGCCCGGGCUCUACUUCAGCCCCAGUGCCGCAGCCGUGGCCGCCGUGGGUCGGUACCCCAAGCCACUAGCCGAGCUGCCCGGCCGGACGCCUAUCUUCUGGCCGGGAGUGAUGCAGAGUCCGCCCUGGAGGGACGCGCGCCUGGCCUGCACCCCUCAUCAAGGAUCCAUUUUGUUGGACAAAGACGGGAAGAGAAAACACACGAGACCUACGUUCUCCGGCCAGCAGAUCUUCGCCCUGGAGAAGACUUUCGAGCAAACGAAAUACCUGGCGGGGCCCGAGAGGGCUCGCUUGGCCUAUUCUUUGGGGAUGACGGAGAGUCAGGUCAAGGUCUGGUUCCAGAACCGCCGGACCAAGUGGAGGAAGAAGCAUGCGGCGGAGAUGGCCACCGCCAAGAAGAAGCAGGACUCGGAGACUGAGCGGCUCAAGGGGACUUCGGAGAACGAGGAGGAGGACGACGACUACAACAAGCCCUUGGACCCCAACUCAGACGACGAGAAAAUCACGCAACUGCUGAAGAAGCACAAGUCCGGUGGCGGUGGCCUCCUGCUGCACGGGUCCGAGACGGACGGCGCGUCCUGA
Artibeus jamaicensis (Jamaican fruit-eating bat) is the source of this 1092-nucleotide messenger RNA. It is a transcript of the gene NKX6-1, whose product is annotated as NK6 homeobox 1. Lineage: Eukaryota; Metazoa; Chordata; Mammalia; Chiroptera; Phyllostomidae. The transcript is spliced from 3 exons. Bases 1 to 1092 code for a protein of 363 amino acids. Gene Ontology annotation, molecular function: DNA-binding transcription factor activity, RNA polymerase II-specific; RNA polymerase II cis-regulatory region sequence-specific DNA binding. The record is from RefSeq and is a predicted model, not a curated record. Gene Ontology annotation, biological process: regulation of transcription by RNA polymerase II; cell differentiation. Gene Ontology annotation, cellular component: nucleus.